CUUAUAUAGAUUUUGUUUACACCCCUCUGUCAUAAAAAGCAGUGAUAUUAUGUCCAUAACAAUGCUAUAUAUACCGAGUCUUGUUGAGCUCAACUACACAUCUAUUCUUAGCUCUCAUAAUUAAGAGAAAUGGAACAUGUUAAAGAUCCAUCAAUCUACAAAAAUCCUGUCAUAUUGCAGAGUGAGGACUUAACAAAUUAUAUAUUGGAUACUGCUGUUUACCCUAGAGAGCCUGAGCCUCUCAAAGAGCUGAGGAAAGCCAGUGAGAAUCAUCCUUGGGGUUUCAUAGCAACUGCACCUGAGGCUGGUCAACUAAUCACUCUACUUUUGAAGCUGUUGAAUCCCAAAAAGACAAUUGAAGUUGGAGUGUUUACUGGAUACUCUCUUCUCCUCACUGCACUCAACAUUCCCGACGAUGGAAAGAUUACAGCCAUAGAUAUUGACAGGAAAACAUAUGAAAUUGGACUACCUGUCAUAAGAAAGGCUGGAGUGGAGCACAAGAUUGAUUACAUAGAGUCUCCAGCUCUACCAAUUUUGGAUAAACUGCUAGAAGACCCUACAAAUGAAGGAACAUUUGACUUUGCUUUCAUUGAUGCUGACAAAGAGAACUAUUUGAACUACCAUGAAAGACUGAUAAAACUAGUCAAAGUUGGUGGAUUACUUAUAUAUGACAACAUUUUAUGGGGUGGACGUGUUGCAUGGCCUGAAGAGAAAGUUCCAAUGCAUUCUAGACCACAAAGAAUAGCAGCAAUUGAAUUCAACAAAAAAAUCACAGAUGAUUCUCGUGUUGAAUUUGCUCUCACUUCUGUUGGUGAUGGACUCAGUAUUUGUAGACGCAUUGCAUGAGUUUUGUCCUAAAGUUAUAUGAAUGUCAAUAAUCAAUUUUCAAUGUAUUGAAUGUACAAUUUUCCAUAAAAACAUACUAUUUAAAGUGCUUAAAGAAUGCUCUUAGGGCACUCGUUAACAUUUCCCUAUAUUUAUUAUUACAAUAAAGGUUGUCUACCUAUGAAUAAAGUUUCAUUUUGUGCUUCUUAUGAAAA
Messenger RNA from Medicago truncatula (barrel medic), 1040 nucleotides. Its product is annotated as probable caffeoyl-CoA O-methyltransferase At4g26220. The transcript has 6 exons. Lineage: Eukaryota; Viridiplantae; Streptophyta; Magnoliopsida; Fabales; Fabaceae. The coding region runs from base 130 to 846 and encodes 238 amino acids. The record is from RefSeq and is a predicted model, not a curated record. Gene Ontology annotation, molecular function: O-methyltransferase activity; S-adenosylmethionine-dependent methyltransferase activity.